Molecule: messenger RNA, 5947 nt
Organism: Eupeodes corollae
Lineage: Eukaryota; Metazoa; Arthropoda; Insecta; Diptera; Syrphidae
Product: homeobox protein abdominal-A
Exons: 7
Coding region: 2532-4130 (532 amino acids)
Biological process (GO): negative regulation of transcription by RNA polymerase II; anterior/posterior pattern specification
Cellular component (GO): nucleus
Molecular function (GO): DNA-binding transcription factor activity, RNA polymerase II-specific; RNA polymerase II cis-regulatory region sequence-specific DNA binding
Source: RefSeq, a predicted model, not a curated record
AGAAGAACAUUUUCCUCUUCGAUUCCACUCAGAAUCCAGUUCUUCUUCGAUCACACACACACACUGUCAUGCAAAUUUUCCUUUCACCCAUACAUCGAAAGUUGCUAUAUUGAAAAAAUCACACAUCACCCGCCAGAGGGAGCGGCACAGGGUAACGGCAGCAGAAGCAGCAGCAGCACCCAACACUCAUCCAAUUCCAACCAAGAGCAAGCAGGCCAACAAGCACUCAAACCCUCUGCAUCUCUAUAGCUCAUGCUCAUGGUAUCAAAUCGUAUCGUUCCCGAGAUACAACACAAAUUUUGGGGUUGUUCUGUGUGUGGAGACUCAGAGUACCUUAGUAUGUGUGUGUGGCCUCGUAUAUAGACACAAUCAGCAAAAACCCAACAGGAAAACCAAAGAAAACAAAAAAUAAUCCAAAGAAGAAAAAUAAAACACAACCCAAUGCUUUCCUCCGAACCGAACCGAACGAACACUCAAACUCAAAUUCAACAAAAAUAUCAAAGCAAACCAACAAUGUGUAUGUUAGUAUCUGUAUCUUUUCUGUAUAUGUAUUAGAUACAAAAUAUAGCAGCGUGAAGCGAAAUCGCGUAACCAUAUCAUCAUAGCUUUUGUAUUGUGCCAUAAACGAACUACUUCUCAUAACGCAAACAGCUUCGGACUUAUACGAUCGAAAAAUUACCUAUUACAAAAAUUUUUAUACUCUUUUCUCUAAAUAAUAAUAAAAAAAAAGAAAAACAAAAAUUGUUUUUAUUAUAUUUAUAGUACCGCCAAAACGGUUGUUUCUUUGCUGUUUGAACAUCAUCACUACCUAUCUACUAUAUUCUUGUACAACAUACUCUCUCUCUUUUAUUUUAAUACUUAUUUUAUAUUGUUCGUUUUAUUCGGCGCAUUAGUAGAGAUACUUUUACACUAUUUGUGUUGUUGGAUUCAUCUAUUAUUGUGUCAUUAUCGUCAUAUUUUGUCGUCGUUGUAUCUCGUAUAGUCUCGUCUUGGUUAUUUGUAUACACGGAUCUUCGUCAUCGUCAUCAUCAUCCUCAGAAUCGGCUCUGAGGUUAUCUCAUCAUCGCCAUCGCCUUCGUUUUCGUCUUCUUCCUUGUCAACAUCAACAUCUCUUGCACAGUUCUCCACACACCCAAAACAGCCCAGCCAGCCGUGUCUGUGGAAAAAGUAUCUUUUUUUAAACAAACGCAUCCCGCAUCGCAUCGCAUCAAUCGCACGCUCGCACGCUUGAACGUUCGCACAAUUCACAACGCAACGCAGCAGCUCUCCAAAAAAUUUUAAAAAAUCGCCAAAAAACAAUUCACUCUCGAAUGAACAUAAUAAUUAUGGUAUAAAUUUCAAUGUACGUUGUUUACAUGGCGGGUUAAUUGCUAAAUCAUUUUUAUGUUUCAAUAAAAGUUUCAUAACAAAAAACAAAAUAAAAAGAAAAUCAUUGAAAGAACGAAUACGCGACACACUCACCAACGCCGAUUGUUUUCGGAAAAACUGUCAGAUAUAAUUUUUGUAUUUUUUAUCAUUCUGUGUGUGCGGUUGUGAUGGUCUCUCGCUCUUGUGGAAUGAAAAUUUAGUACACGGAUAAUUGUUUUUUCUGUUUGUUUCGUUUAUUGUCUAAUUGGCCAUCAAAAUGACCAUAAAAAUUAAAAAAUCAUAAAAAAUUUGGGCAAAAGAUACAAGUUUGGGAAAUGAUCUAAUAGAAAGAUAUAUCGUUACGCACCUUUGAGAGAUACUUCCCGGUUGUGUUUUAAUUUUGUUUGUUGGUUGUCAGAAAUGUGUUAUGUCCUAACCUCCUGAGAUACAAAUCAAAUAAAUCUGUGAAUCUUAAGCAAUAAAAAGUAAAAAAAAAAAGAUACAAUACCUAUAUACCUAUUUGGAGAGCGAGUAUCUCUGUGAUGAUUGAAAAUAAGAAAAAGUGAACACAGUGUCCUCUGCCGCUGAUGCUAUUACCGCCGCCGCUGCCGCAAUAGAUAAAGUAUCUAUAACCAUAAAAUUCGUGUACCUAUAUUUCCCUCAUCAGAAUUUUAUUACCGCACUUAAAACAAACGUGAACAGAGAAAAAGUGUUUAAUUUGUUGUUAUUAUUUUAGUAAUUUCGGACGUUUUCCUUUACACAAUAUACACGUGCUAUAUGGACACUGUUAUUUUCUUCAAUAAUAAUUAUAAAUCUCUAUCGGUUCGUAAGAAAUUGAAAAAUAAAUUGAAAAACAGCGUCAUUCUACAAAACACAUCAAUACUUCAAACGGAAUUCCCCACAAAUAUCUAAACUGAAUGAAAACUAUAAAAUUUUGAAAUUGAAUUUGCAAAAACAAAAAUAUAAGAAAAACUAGAAAACUUAAAACAAAGAUACUAAUAGAUAUCCCACAAUAGUUGUUGUUUAACACAAUCCCUCUUAAUUAAUUAUUCCUUCUCUAUAUAAACAUCAAGAACACAUUUUUGUUCAAAAUUAAAUAUACCUACUUACCUACCUAAAAAGAAUAAAAAAUAAAAAAGAUUAAAAUUUCCUUCGUAAACGAGAGCCUAACGUAAAUAUGUGCAAUGUCAAAAUUUGUUUUUGAUAGUAUGCUACCAAAGUAUCCACAGUUUCAACCAUUUAUAAGUUCACAUUUAACAAGUCAACAAAAUUCAUCAUCAGCAGCCGCCGCCGCAGCAGCCGUCGCUUCAGCAACAGCAGUAGCCGUCGCCGCCGCAGCUCAACAAAAUCAUCAUCAGCAUCAGCAACAAUUGCAUCAUCAUCAUCAGCAACAGCAGCAACAAUUGCAACAGCAACAACAAUCGGCCGUCGUCGCUGCAGCCCAUCAACAACAACAGCAACAGCUCCAACAGCAACAGCAGCAACAAUUAAGCUCUAAUUCACCUGUUUCAUCGUCCUCGCCAGCCACAUUUGGACAUUCACCAGGUUCGAGUAGUAAUAAUACUUCGAGCAGUUAUUCGUUAAACGCCGCCGCCGCAGCAGCAGCAGCAGCCGCAGCAGCUGCAUUUCAAAAUCAUAAGGUCAUAACAAGUGCCGCAGCAGCAGCAAGUUCUAACGGUCUAUCGCCUACGCCACAUCAUCAUUUGAGUUCGACUGCCGAAGGGAGUCCUUUAAGGAGCAGCGCAGAUUCAAAUAACAGUCCAAAUUCGUUUGCUAUACCCACAACUAAGAUGUAUCCAUACGUAUCCAACCAUCCCACAUCGCACGGUGGCCUGACGGGAAUGCCAGGUUUUUCCGGACUUGAAGACAAAUCUUGCAGGUACACAGAUAGUAUGAUGAAUAGCUAUCAAUCAAUGAGCGUACCUGCGAGUGCAUCAAGUUUUGCACAAUUUUAUCAUCAGGCAGCCGCAUCGGCAGUAUCAGCAGCAUCUGCUGGUGCAAUUGGUGUCGAUUCAUUGGGCAAUGCAUGCACACAACCAUCAUCGGGUGUGGUGCCGUCAGCCGGCGCAGGACAAAGUAUUGCCGAUCUACCGAGGUAUCCGUGGAUGACAUUGACGGAUUGGAUGGGUAGCCCUUUCGAACGUGUCGUCUGUGGAGAUUUUAAUGGUUCGUCAAUUAGAUUAUCAGAGAUUCAGGCAUUGCAAGAAAAAUACGAAAAGGAGGACAUUGAGCGACAUGCUUUUAUGGGCUACAAUCAUGACCACAUAUUUUAUUCAUCAGGUCCAAAUGGCUGUCCGAGACGUCGAGGUCGACAAACCUACACACGAUUCCAAACCCUGGAAUUGGAAAAGGAAUUCCAUUUUAAUCAUUACUUAACGCGAAGGCGACGGAUCGAAAUUGCGCAUGCACUCUGCCUAACUGAGCGUCAGAUAAAAAUUUGGUUCCAAAACCGGCGAAUGAAAUUAAAGAAGGAACUUCGAGCCGUAAAAGAGAUCAACGAGCAAGCUCGACGUGAUCGUGAAGAACAAGAGAAAAUGAAAGCUCAAAAUGAAAUGAAAUCCGCCCAACACAAUGCCAAUAAACAACAAGAUCAUCAACAACAUUCAAUUGUGUCACAUAAUUCUUCUGGCCAUCUACAUCAUCCUGUAGGCUUAAAUGAUUCCAAAUUAGGUCUUGGAAUGGGUGUUGGAGUUGGGGGUGUUGGUAGUAAUUUAGGAAUGAUGAGUGCGCUCGAUAAAAGUAAUCAUGAUCUGUUAAAAGCAGUUAGUAAAGUAAACACAUAAAUAAGUUAUAAUAAAUAUAAUAUAUAUAAAAAGUAUAACCCUUCCUAUAAUCCCUUAAAUAAAAUAAUUUAAAAAAAAUGAAAACAAAAAAAACUUAAAAUAUUAUUAAAUAUAAAUCCACCUACAUUUUAAAUUUAAAUUAAUGAAAAAAAAAUUAAAAGUUAUUGAAAAUGCAAAAUAUUAAUAUAAAAUUUGCAAACUGAAAAGAAAAACAUAAAAGAAUAAAGUUUACAAGAAACGACUGCAAUAGAUCUACGUAAGAACAGACUAUAAAACAAUGAUUAUAUACAUAAAUUAAAUUGCAGUAUAUUAUGUAAUGUAAAGAAUUAAAAACAAAAACAAAAAACUUAAAUUAAUAUAUGUUAGGUAAAAUCAAAAAAUAAAAACAAAAAAUGGUAAAAUUAGUUUUUGAUAUAAUAUAUAAACAAAAUCUUAGUUGUAUUUAAUAUUGUUUUGUUCACUUACGUAGAAACCUUAAAUAAAUUAAAUUAAAAAAAAAAAAACAAAAACACAAAAUUACACAAUUAUUCUGUUUCUUUAAGAAAAUUUACUUAAUUAUAUAAUAUUAUUAUUUUUUAACUUCGAAAGAAGAAAAUUGGCGAUAUUAAAAUUAAUAUUUUUUUUCUAUAUUAUAUAUUAAUUAAAAUAAUAUAAUUAAUAAAAAUAAAUAAUAAUUGUAAAUAUUUUUAAAUAAUAAUUGAUUGCCAUAAUAUGAUUGUGUUAUUAAUUUUAUGUUUAAUGACUUUUUACCCAGACUAAGUCAGUUCGUGAAAUAUACAUAAAAAUAGGAAUAUAAAAGAACACAUAGUAUCUCUUAUGUAUAAAUGUAUUAUUUAACAAACUAAAAGCAACAAACAAAAAUAUUUAAAAAUAAAAACGAAAAAUUAAAUAUUUUAAUCUGGUGUGUUGCAUACCUUCUUAUACCUUAACUAAAACAACGUACAGUGAGUUAAAUUGCCAGUGAAUGUUACAAAAUUAGUUAAACUGAUGAAACAACAGACAUAAAAAUAUACAAUUGCUUUGACAUUGUAAGAAAAAAUAUAAAAAAAAACAACCAAUAUUGCAAUACAAAAUACAUAAUGUAAAAAAUGUCUUAAACAUAAAAAUAAAAUAAAAAACAAAAAAAACGUAACCACAAAAUAAAGGCUUUCUAAGAGCCAAAUCAACCCAUAUACGUAUUAGAUAAUAAGGCCAAAAUAUUAUUGUAGAUAUAAAUAAAAAUAUAUAUUAUAUAUUUUACUGAGUGAAUAUAUAAAGAAAAAAAAGGACUACAACAAAAACCUAAACAAAAUACGUAGAAUAUGAAACAAUACACAUUUAAUAUACACCAUGUUACUAUUAUCUCCAACUUAAAAGUAAAUUUAAAAAAAAGCAACAUUCUUAAAAUAAUUGAAAAAUAAAAAUAAAAUCGAUAAAUAUAUUUAUAAAACACACACACACAAACAAAAAGAACAAACAAAAUUUCUACACAAUAUUAAUUUUCUUUUUUUUUAUUUACAAAUCAAAAAAAAAUAAUUUAAUUUUUUUUCUUUGGGUGCAUUGUUUUAUUUGUAAAAUAAUGUGCUACACAAAAAAGGUGAUAUUUUUUUUAAAUAUGUAUUAUUCAAUUUCUGUUUAUGAUUUAUUAUGUUUUUAACAUAAAUUUUGUUAUAUGAAAAUAGUUUUCAACAAUUUGGUUAUGUACCUAUUCUAGAAACUGUAUUGAAAAUAAAAAGAGAUAGAAGUUUUUUUGAAAUUAUUUUAUCGUUCUGAGUUUUAAUUAGUUUUUUUUUUCUUACCUUAAAAAAAAUUAAAAUUAUAUUAUUUGCCAUCCUCAU